Molecule: messenger RNA, 2566 nt
Organism: Mugil cephalus (flathead mullet)
Lineage: Eukaryota; Metazoa; Chordata; Actinopteri; Mugiliformes; Mugilidae
Product: zinc-binding protein A33-like
Exons: 2
Coding region: 438-1874 (478 amino acids)
Biological process (GO): protein ubiquitination
Molecular function (GO): zinc ion binding; protein binding; ubiquitin-protein transferase activity
Source: RefSeq, a predicted model, not a curated record
GAAGACAAACACAGAUCGUCAUUAGUAAAUGUUAACUUCUAUAACACUGUUCUGUACUGAAACGUCACAACUGAAUGAUCCGUUCUUGAAGUUUGAUUGUUGAAAGGAAGGAAAGAGAGUAAGCAUAAAGAUAUCUGAUAAGGAAUAAAGUGUGAUGGCUAAUACGUGGGAGGAACCGGCACCAUGAAGACAUCACAGCGGUACAGCACCACCACGGCCUCCUGAUCCCAGCCUUAUAUGUCCCCACUGUGGGAGGAUGUGCGGCUCCCAGACUGGGCUUCAUAGCCACAUCCAGUGGCAUCGUGGUCAGGAACAGUGAUCACUGUCCAGUUUGAUAGAAGCUUUGACAACGAUGGACCGGCUAAGCUAAGACUGGAAGUCAGACAAACUCUCCAGUCUACAUUUUGUAAAAGUCAUCAAGAUCUUGUGUCAGCAUCAUGUCCAUGAAAUCAACCUUAAGUCUAGAAGCCACCAAGGCUAACAGUUUAGCAAAGGAGGAUUUCUGCUGUCCGGUCUGUCAGGAGGUCUUCAGAGAUCCUGUUGUUCUGUCAUGUAGCCACAGCUUCUGUAAAGUCUGUCUGAAGAACUGGUGGAGACAGAAUCCAUCACACCAGUGUCCAGUUUGUAAGAGAAGAUCUUCAAAGAAAGAUCCACCUUCAAACUUGGUGUUGAGGAACCUGUGUGAGUCCUUCUUACAGGAGAGAGAUCAGAGAUCUCCAGAGGCUCUCUGCAGUCUGCACUCUGAGAAACUCAGACUCUUCUGUCUGGACCAUCAGCAGCCAGUGUGUCUCGUCUGCAGAGAUUCAGAAAAACACUCCAACCACAGAUUCAGACCCAUCGAUGAAGCUGCAACAGAUCUAAAGAAGAUCCUUCAGGAAACUCUGGAGCCCUUAAAGGAGAAGUUAAAGGUUUAUGAACGAGUUAAAGUGAAGUUUGAUGAAACAGAAAAACACAUCAAGGUCCAGGCCCGACACACAGAGAGGCAGAUUAAGGAGCAGUUCAAGAAGCUUCACCAGUUUCUAGCAGAGGAAGAGGAGGCCAGGAUGGCUGCACUGAGGGAGGAAGAGGAGCAGAAGAGUCAGAUGAUGAAGGAGAAGAUGGAGGCUCUGAGCAGAGAGAUAGCAGCUCUUUCAGACACAGUCAGAGCCACAGAGGAGGAGCUGAGAGCUGAAGACAUCUCAUUCCUCAACAACUACAAGGCUGCAGUGGAAAGAGUCCAGCGCUGCCCCCUGCUGGAUGAUCCACAGCUGCCCUCAGGAGCUCUGAUAGACCAGGCCAAACAUCUGGGCAACCUGGCCUUCAACAUCUGGAACAACAUGAAGGACCUGGUCUCCUACACUCCUGUCAUUCUGGAUCCAAACACUGCUGGAAGAAAACUGAUCCUGUCUGAAGAUCUGACCAGUGUGAGAUUAGGAGAUAAACAACAACUUCCUGAUAAUCCAGAGAGGUUUGAUUGUUUCUGGUCUGUCCUGGGCUCUGAGGGCUUUAACUCAGGGACUCACAGCUGGGAUGUUGAGGUUGGAGAUAACACAGGAUGGUUACUGGGUGUGUUAGCAGAGUCUGUCCAGAGGAAGGGAUUCAUACGAUCUGGAUUGUGGAGAAUAUGGUUCAGUGGAGGUAAAUACUCAACAUAUUCACCAUCAGCUCCUUCCACUUUUCUCCCAGUAAAGAAGAAGUUCCAGAGGAUCAGAGUGAAUCUGGACUGGAACAGAGGAAAUCUGUCCUUCUCUGAUCUUGAUACUAACACACACAUACACACCUUCAAACACACUUUCACUGAGAUGAUGUUUCCAUACAUUGGAACUGGACAUAAACUCAAACCAGUGAAGAUUUUACCAGUGAAUGUCUCUGUGUCAGUGAAUCAGAUCAGUUAGAGAUAAACAGGAUGACUAUUAAUGUUUAUUGGGCUGUAAUAACUAAUCACUGUCAGUGAUCAUAUAAACUGUAGUUUUGUCAUCAUGAUGUCGGGUCAGUUACGUCACUGGAACCAAUGAAAAGAUAUUUUAUAUCUGGUGGUUGGAACUAGAUCAUUGAGUUCAUAGUUUAAAAUCUUUUUUGAAGUCACACAAGACAUGUUGAAGCUACACUGAAUAUAAAUGGAUUUAGUUGAUGUUACUGACGCACAAGGAGGUCACAGCAGAUACUGAAAACAAGGGUUCAAUGACGUUUACAACUCACUGAUACGAAUAAAUGAUUCAUUCAGUUAAAUAAACAAACACAUGAGUCUAAUCUUUGUGUUUCGUGUGAUUGAUUUGGUUCUUUGUCUACUUUCAGGACUUGUAUAAAAAUCUGUUGAUGUUUUGAUUCAUUUUCAUGCAGAAAUGUUGAAAACUCUGAAAUAUGUAAAUAUUUUUAAGUGGCACUGUGUAUGGAUGGAGGUUGUCUUGUAAAAUAUUUACCUACUUCCUAUUAUUGGGGGGAUUUUUGGCUAUUUGUAUUUCUGGUUAGAGGCUAAAGCAGCCAACAGGUUAGAAUCAACAACCUUCAGGCUCUAAUGCUAACGACUGCUAAAGGUAGCUAACGUCCACUUAGAGCAGAGCGUUAUUGGUGGUAGACUCUUGGUAUC